This is a messenger RNA of Carassius auratus (goldfish), 1909 nucleotides long. RefSeq names its product probable E3 ubiquitin-protein ligase TRIML1. The record is from RefSeq and is a predicted model, not a curated record. NCBI's taxonomy places the organism in Eukaryota, Metazoa, Chordata, Actinopteri, Cypriniformes, Cyprinidae. Gene Ontology annotation, molecular function: protein binding. Bases 252 to 1322 code for a protein of 356 amino acids. The transcript is spliced from 6 exons.
UGCAGUGACAGAUGCGUCACAGCGACAAGUCAAGGUGAAUGCCAUUUAUCUCUGGCAGGAUCGUGCCACUGUGACCCACCCAUGUGAUCUGCUUUCACUAUUAGUGAAGCAUGAGCUCCUUAAAAUCUGGCUUGCUGGAACAUCUACAGAGUUGCAAAUGACCCCCUAAGGAUUUGUGAAAGUAACAUAAGGACUGUCUCUCAGUCUAACAACUCAGUCCAGCAAAGUGACAUGAAAACUCAGUGUCAGACAUGCAAAAAAAUAGCCAGGAUCAUCUCAUGAGGCAAAGGGAAGCGAUCAGAUGCAGACUGAAGAAACUGAAUGGCAAGCAAAACGCAAUCAAAUCAAAGUCCUCUGCAAUGAGAGAAAGUAUAGUGAAGAAGUAUGAAGAGAUGCGGAGAGUUCUGGAGGAGGACUGUAGGAUCACUCUGUCCCUGCUGGAGAUGGAGGAGACGGCUGCGGUCCGAGCGUUGGACAACCUCAUUGAGGCAAACUGGGUCCUCCUGCGAGACAUUGAGGUUCAGCUGAAUGAAGGGAUGAUGGACAGUGAAAAACAGCUUGGUGACAGGGUGAGCCUUUUAUCAGGAGAACAACUGGACAAUAGACAGGUCACAAUGUAUGAGGACAGGAUGCUGGAAUUGCUAACAGCAACAGACCCAGGACUCAUAAAUCUUGAUGAGGCUAAAUCAGAUCAGCUACUGGGCUUCACCAACAAUUUACUACUGUUUAUCCGCUCACAGAUCCCCAACGCUAAGAGGCUGCUGAAGAGCUAUUCCUCAGAAGUGGUCCUGGACCCUUCCACUGCCCACCCUAAGCUGAUUAUUUCACCUGAAGGGGACUGUGCCACUUUCACAGAUGUAUGGCAAGAUGUCCCUGAGCAUGAGGGACGCUUUGACACCACCCUUAAUGUCUUGAGCAUCCAGUGCUGGGAUUCUGGUCGCCAUUACUGGGAGGUAGACGUGAGUGGAAAGAUCUACUGGGAACUGGGUCUCACCUACCCAUCCAUCUCAAGAAAAGGCCAAAAGGAGGACUGCUGGUUGGGCCGACAUGCUGAAUCUUGGUGUUUGGAGUACUUUGAUGGAGACUACAAUGCCUGGCAUGGAGGUACUGCUCAUCCUUUACCCAUUUCCACCUGCUUCCAUCGGAUAGGGAUCUUCUGCAGUUUUCCUGGAGGUCUGGUGACAUUUUUAGGGGUGGAUAGCAUGACUCCGCUCUACUCUUUCUGUGCUGGGACAUUUACAGACUCUCUAUAUCUGGCUCUUUGUCCAGGUCAUGAUCUUCAGGGGACAAACUCGAAGCCUAUUAGGAUCUGUCGAUCCUAAUCAUCUUUAUACCUCAUCCUUAAAUGCAUGUUGUAGAAUUUAGAAGAUAAGGAAAGCCUUCCUAGCACAGGGUUGUUUGAUUUUACUUUGCCUUUGUGUAGAUUAGAUUUGUUAGUUGGUAUUUUCCAGACCUAAAAAUUAAACGUUAUGAAUUUUUUUGUAGAGUAACAGUUGAUUAAACUGUACUGCAAACCUUUAACAAAUGUGAUUUCAUUCAUAAUCAGUUAGAAGAAUUAGCACUUCAAAAUGGUAUGGUAAAAGAUAUGCAAAUACAUAUGCAUGCCACAUGUACACUAAGUAUAGGGUUAGUAAAAAAAAUAUGUUUUAAAAGAACACUCUUAUGCUCACCAAGGCUGUAUUUAUUUGACAAAAAUACAGCAAAUAACUGCAAUAUUGUGAAAUAUUAUUACAAUUUAAAAUAACCGUUUUCUAUUUUAAUAUAUUUUCAAAAUGAAAUUGUAAUCCUAUAAUGGCAAAUUUGAAUUCCAGCAUCAUUACUCCAGUCUUCAGUAUCACAUGAUCCUUCAGAAAUCAUUCUGAUUUUGCUCAAGAAACAUUUCUUAUUUUUCUAAAAGUUGAAAACAUUA